CGGUGCCCCCCGGUUGCGCGGUUCGGUGUCCCCAUGGCGACGUCUCGCCAGCAGAGCCGGAUCCAAGCCUACCUGGAGCGGAACCGGAUCGGGCCCCUGUUUGAGGAGUUGAUGACCAAGCUAAUAACAGAGACACCUGACCAGCCGAUCCCAUUUCUCAUUGACCAUCUUCAGUCUAAACAGGGCAGCCGCAGUCAGCUACAGAGAACCUUAUCUGGAUCUGCAGCCCUCUGGGCAGAGAGCGAAACCUCAGAACCCAAGGGAACAAGAAGAGACUUUAGAAGUUAUGAUAAGCCCUGGCAGGUAAAUGCAAAGAAGCCUAAAAAGUCAAAGAGUGACCUUGCCGUAUCUAACAUUUCUCCACCUUCACCGGAAUCAAAAUCAUUGCCAAGGUCGAUAGACCAUCCUAAAUGGGACUGGCGGACCAAACCAGAAAACCAUGAUUUUGAUGAAUUAAACCAUAUCCUCCAAGAGAGUAAGAAGCUGGGGAAAGCCCUUGAAAACCUCUCUCGCAGCAUUGCUAUUUCAGAUGAACUUGAUAAGGACACAAUGGCUUUUAACUCAUCUCUUCUGAGACCCCGUGUGAUUGGGGAAUGGGUCGGCCGGGAGGAAAACGAUGCCGAUCCCCUGGCCGCUGAGAUGUUGCAGCCCCCGAUUCCCAGAAAUAAAAAUGAACAGUGGGAAAGUGAAGAGAGCAGCCCCAGUCCUGGAGGAAGCUUAAAAGUGGAACCGAAGAGUAAAGGAUUAAAACAUCAGCAACAACAACAUAAGAAACUUCUGGCUGCAAUGCUGUCUCAAGAUUCCUUUGAUUCGGUCCACAGUCCUACUCCAUCCGUAACAGAAGAUGAUAUUGACAAUGAGGAUGAUGCAAUGGAAUUGCUGGAAGAUCUUGACGAUUUACGGAUGGAAGGAGUAACGUCUCCGAUGCCUUCUGGGAGCAAAUUGAACCAAACUAGGGCUCAUGCCGCCGAACCUCAGGCAAAGGUCACCUUGAACAUCUGCUCCCGGUGUGCCAGGUUACAAGGUGAUAACUUGGAAGAUGGAAUAGAAGAACCUGUGCAGGUCCUCCUUAACACUGUGGAAGUGGCUCCAGAUCCUACAGCUUCUGAACUGGGGACUAACUCGAUGAUGGAGAGCGAGGAAGAAUUUGAGAGUGCCUCUCAAGUAACGGGAUCCCACCAGCCAAUCUGGGAUCUGGAUAAUUUAUCUGCCAGAAGUGCAAACUCUCCAAGCCAGAAGCUCUUAAAAGAUUCCUUAGCCGUAAAAGAACUACAGAAUAUGGAGAAGCAUCUUGCAGAUAUAGAAAAGGAUCUGGCCCUGUGGGAAGAAGCGAGAUUGUCAAGAAGCCCGAACUGCCAGCAGGGAACUGCGGCUUCACCCGACAGCUACGGAAAUCCGCAGUCCCCGUCAGGCCUCGUCCCGAGACUCCGAGAGACCAGCCAUUCCGGGAGGGCCAUCCCGUCUCAGCCACGCGUGGCCAAGUCGCCGCCAUCGGUGAUGGGGGGCCAGGUCUCUGGGAUCUCCAAGAGCAGGGCCCAGGUGCCCCCGGUCCAGACCGACAGGACGCAGACGUCGCCAGCAGCGGGAAGCCGGCCUGCGACUCCCAGCAGCUUGGCUCCACGACCACUUACCCCUGGCAACCAGGGGAAAAAGGAAGGCAUCGUUAAUAUUCAGAGGAGCAGAUCCCCGAUGUCGAAAAGCCAAGCAGCGAAGCCCCUCGGCUCCCUGUCCGCUCCGGUUGUUCAAAUAAGCGGAGGACAUGGAGGAAAUGUGACGGCCAGAAGCGGUCUCUCUGAAGAUGAAUCUCUAAAACAACUGCAGGUUGGGCAUCAGCCGUGGAUUUUGCCAAGUGACACCGAAAGUGAAGGAAUGGAACCAGAGCAGAGUAAAUGUUCGUGAGUUGGAGAAGUAUUUAAGAAUGGAGUCUGAAGUGAUCCCAAUGAUUCAAAACGUAAUCUGAAGAUUCACUCUUUAUUUUGUACAAUAAUUUAAAGAAUGGUUAUUUUUAUAAAACAAACAGUAAUUUCUGUAAACUGUGGACGAUGAACAGUUGAAUACACUGAAUCCCGGGGACACCGAACCAGAAGAAACAGGCCCACUGUGGCUGAUGAUGCAUAGCUAGCAUUCUGUGUUGGGAUUGGUUUAUAGCCUAAUUAUUUUAGAUCAACAUUUGAUAUAUAAAACUCUGCCCGAUCCAAACUCCUCUGCUUGAAGAUUUUCUGUAUUUUAAAUGGUCUAGGGUUUUCUACUCCUUAUAUUUUUAUAAUCUUUUCUCAUUUUAAAAUUACUAAACACAAAAGUAUUUAUCCAGGUGUGCCAAGAGAUGUCCCAGCGAAGUCUCACAGUGAGUUAGUGUUGCAGUCUCCAUCACUUGCCGUAUGUUACCUGGAGCAGAAACAGGUAUUGUCUCUGUCACUGCUACUUCCUAACUUUAUCCACUCUGAUAUUAUAAAAAUAGACAAGGCAUAUGUUAACUUGGAUCCAGUUAAUAAAGAAUGAAGUGUGUGUGCAUGCAAAAGCUAAAAUGCUUUAAUAUACAAGGGGCAUUAUUUACUCAAAUUAUUGGGAACCAUUCAACUUAGCCAGAUUUUUAAAAAAUUAACUUGGGUACGCUCACAAUUUAGAACAUGGAUGUGCCCUGAUAUUUGAUGAAGAGGUGAUAUUACUGAAUUUUUGAAUUCCAUCCAAACAGUUUCAUUGAGCAUGUUAUCAGCCUGUGGCCUCCUUUGUCUCAAGUUAUCUACGUUCUUUUUCUGUAUCUUGUUGCUGUACCGUGGCUGUAAACCGUGGCUGUAACUUUCAGAAAGAGUCUGAAAAGUACUACAUUAUUUAAGAAAUAAAAAGCAAAUAAAUUGUUA
Messenger RNA from Tachyglossus aculeatus (Australian echidna), 2858 nucleotides. It is a transcript of the gene C25H8orf34, whose product is annotated as chromosome 25 C8orf34 homolog. The record is from RefSeq and is a predicted model, not a curated record. Bases 34 to 1899 code for a protein of 621 amino acids. The transcript is spliced from 14 exons. NCBI's taxonomy places the organism in Eukaryota, Metazoa, Chordata, Mammalia, Monotremata, Tachyglossidae.